Centruroides sculpturatus (bark scorpion) is the source of this 624-nucleotide messenger RNA. RefSeq lists its product as uncharacterized. NCBI's taxonomy places the organism in Eukaryota, Metazoa, Arthropoda, Arachnida, Scorpiones, Buthidae. The record is from RefSeq and is a predicted model, not a curated record. The transcript has 3 exons. Bases 117 to 446 code for a protein of 109 amino acids.
AUCAUGUUAAAUAUCGUGGCAAGAAUAAAGGCCUAUUGGAGCAGGACCAACCCGGAGAAAUUGAAUUUGGAAAGUCCAUCUUGAAAAAUUACAUCAGUCCUGCAUAUAAACAAACAAUGGAUAAGAUUCGGCCAUUUUACAAAAUUUCGUGCGAUCGCUUUAACAGUGAGCGAUUGGUUGAAGAUCAGGACGACUAUGAAGUUAAUAAUGACAUUAUGGGUCGUCCAAGGAACAUCACAAUGAAUGAAGGCUUCAGCAAGCACGAAGGGUGCAUGGAAAAUGAGAACACCAUUGGAUAUAAUGUUAGGUGUGCUGAUAAUAAGAGAAAAACAUUAAAUAAAGCCGGAUCUUUUUUUAAGGUCGUAUGGAAGCCAGUCAAGAGAUCAGCACAGAAGUUAUGGAGAAACAUGAAAAAUAGAGAAACUGAGUACAUUCAGUUUGAUUAAUGAUCUCUUUCUCUACAUCAUUCAGUCAAGAAUCCAUCUACUUGAUUUAAUCCGAAUACGUCUCGAGUAAGAGUUUAAUCAGAAUAUUUUUGUAUUUUACACUUAACACUUACAAGAUUAUCUACUCUACACUUAUAAAUUUAACACCAUUUCAAUCCCUGAUAGAAAUGGUCUUUUG